Dalotia coriaria is the source of this 1296-nucleotide messenger RNA. RefSeq lists its product as uncharacterized. Lineage: Eukaryota; Metazoa; Arthropoda; Insecta; Coleoptera; Staphylinidae. The record is from RefSeq and is a predicted model, not a curated record.
UUUAUUCCAACAGCGGUUUAUUGUGAGCUAUAGCGGCACACUGCGCACACGUCGCACAAGAAUCAAAUAAACAUAUACUUCACCAGUUAGUGUUUAGUGAUUUUUGUCAUUUAAUAGUGAUUACAACCAAUUACAUAACCAUGGCAUUAUUAAAAGUGAUAACCGUUUUGGCAACAAUUACAAUCGCAGCAACUGAAACAAUCGACAGUUACCGACAAAUACCAUCGAAAUUCCUCGAAGUACCCGAUUACGCAACACAAAAUGGCGGCGACGCUCCACAGCUCUCCCUAACCUUACAAAUCCGAGAAGAAGACCCCAUCCCAUUCGAUACUUACAUUGUUCCUAGUACAGACCUACGUGCUCCUGAAGAUUACUCCUUCCAAGGACAAGAUGCUUACUACCCUGCGCCAUCACAAGAUCUCCAGGUCCCCAGCGCGCAAGCAUGGAAUCCCGAAAAUGAUCCCGCUUUACUCUAUGAGUUACCCAUUGAAAUCACCAAGGAGAUUCUUCCCACUAACCAGCAUCCUAAGAAGUACGACAAGGCUGUCUUCGAUAAAGUAAAGCCUGUGUCACACAAACCCAAAGAAGAAGUGGUCCUGGUCCCCAUUAAAGUACAGGAUUACAUUAACAAACAGAAACAGCAGGAUAAGGCGAUUCUGAACUUCGCCAAACUGGAGAAUCAGAAGUUGAUCAAGGCCGAGAAGGUAAAACAAAAUCAUAAACCAUUGGUAAGGGAACCGGUACCCGCCGCAAGCGGAUUUCAUUCCGGUAAUCUUCAUCAUCCUGCUAGUCAUUCUGGUGGUGAUCGGGUCGAGUUUCAAAUGCAUGGGUAUGAUGGCCCCAAGAGUUACAAGUGGGGUUAUGAUACCGGCAAAGGGCACAACAGGCAGUUUAGAUUCGAAGAGAGCAACAAAGACGGUUAUGUAAAAGGACAUUAUGGAUAUUACGAUAAGCAUGGCAAACUGCGAAUGGUCCAUUACGAUUCGCAUCCGCAUGAUGGCUUCCACGCCGACGGCAAUUUUGGACAAUAGAACAAUCAUCAUUACCACGCGCGCAAAAAUGGAAGAAGAAGCAAUUGAAGAACAAAAAAUGUGAUCUAGCUCUCUAAUGUCAUUUGCUUGACUAUUUUAAUGUUUUUUAAUAAGUAAUCGACGUUUGCCAGCAUGCCAACGUGUCUUGUUUUGUUUUAAUGCUAAUUUUAGUUGUAGUUUUUAAUGUUUUACAAAUAUUAUAUUAAUAUUCUGAGUAAUUUAAAGUAUACCAAAAGGAUUUAAUAAAAAUAAAAGUUAAAAUGAU